AUGGUAAACACCAAGGCAUUCUUUGAUGUUGAGUACGCCCCUGUGGGCACCAGCGCCAAGAAGGUUGGCCGCAUCAACUUCAACCUCUACGAGGAUGACGUCCCCAAGACCUCUAAGAACUUCCGUGAGCUUUGCACCGGGAAACACGGCUUUGGUUACAAGGGCUCCAGCUUCCACCGUGUCAUCCCCAGUUUUAUGCUCCAGGGAGGUGACUUCACCCGUGGCAACGGCACUGGUGGUAAGUCCAUCUACGGUGAGAAGUUCCCUGAUGAGAACUUCAAGUUCAAGCACAACAAGCCCGGUCUUCUUUCCAUGGCCAACGCUGGCCCCAACACCAACGGCUCCCAGUUCUUCAUCACCACCGUUGUGACCUCCUGGCUCGAUGGCAAGCACGUUGUCUUCGGCGAGGUUGCCGAUGCGGAGUCCAUGAAUGUUGUCAAGGAGAUUGAGGCCCUUGGCAGCAACUCUGGAGCUCUCCGCUCUAACGUCAAGCCCACCAUCGUUGACUGUGGUGAGCUGUAA
Molecule: messenger RNA, 522 nt
Organism: Aspergillus oryzae RIB40
Lineage: Eukaryota; Fungi; Ascomycota; Eurotiomycetes; Eurotiales; Aspergillaceae
Gene: cyp4
Product: peptidyl-prolyl cis-trans isomerase
Exons: 4
Coding region: 1-522 (173 amino acids)
Biological process (GO): protein peptidyl-prolyl isomerization; protein folding
Molecular function (GO): peptidyl-prolyl cis-trans isomerase activity
Source: RefSeq, a predicted model, not a curated record